Molecule: messenger RNA, 408 nt
Organism: Saccharomyces kudriavzevii IFO 1802
Lineage: Eukaryota; Fungi; Ascomycota; Saccharomycetes; Saccharomycetales; Saccharomycetaceae
Gene: TRM112
Product: RNA methylation protein TRM112
Exons: 1
Coding region: 1-408 (135 amino acids)
Biological process (GO): peptidyl-glutamine methylation; rRNA (guanine-N7)-methylation; tRNA methylation
Molecular function (GO): protein heterodimerization activity
Source: RefSeq, a predicted model, not a curated record
AUGAAGUUCCUAACGACAAACUUCCUAAAAUGUUCUGUCAAGGCCUGUGACAGCAGCAACGACAACUUCCCACUGGAGUACUGCGGCAACAAAUGCCAACUGGUGCAGGACGAGUCUAUCGAGUUUAACCCAGAGUUUCUGCUGAACAUCGUCAACCGUGUGGACUGGCCCGCCGUGCUUGCAGUCGCUGGCGAACUGGGAAACAGCGCAUUGCCCCCUAGCAAACCCUCAUUCCCAUCAUCCAUCGCAGAGCUCACCGACGACGACAUGGCCAUCUUAAAUGAUCUGCACACUUUGCUGCUGCAGACGUCCAUCGUUGAAGGUGAAAUGAAGUGCAGAAACUGCGGCCACAUCUACUACAUCAAGAACGGCAUCCCCAACUUGCUGCUACCCCCACAUCUGGUAUGA